Micromonas pusilla CCMP1545 is the source of this 993-nucleotide messenger RNA. RefSeq lists its product as uncharacterized. Gene Ontology annotation, biological process: base-excision repair. The transcript is spliced from 2 exons. NCBI's taxonomy places the organism in Eukaryota, Viridiplantae, Chlorophyta, Mamiellophyceae, Mamiellales, Mamiellaceae. Gene Ontology annotation, molecular function: zinc ion binding; DNA-(apurinic or apyrimidinic site) endonuclease activity; DNA N-glycosylase activity. Gene Ontology annotation, cellular component: nucleus. The record is from RefSeq and is a predicted model, not a curated record. Bases 1 to 993 code for a protein of 330 amino acids.
AUGCCGGAGCUUCCCGAAGUGGAGAGUGCACGCGUCCUAUGCGAGAAGCACAUCGUCGGCGCGACGAUCGUAAGCGUCGAGUUUAACGAAGACGGCACGUACGACGAGAAGAUCUUCAAAGAGAUCGACGAAUCACAGUUCACGUCGGCGCUCAAAGGAAGAACCGUCAAAGCGGCAAGGCGAUUGGGAAAGCAUCUGUGGUGGGAUCUCGGGACGCGAAGUACGCCUUUAUUUCAUUUCGGGAUGACCGGCGCGAUGACGAUCAAAGGCGGGGGAAGCAUUGUGAAGUACAAGGCGUUCGCUGUAGACACGGUGAACUGGCCACCGCGGUUCGCCAAGCUGGUAGUCACGUUCAGUAACGGCGUGACGCUCGCGUACACCGACCCGCGCCGAUUCGGCCGCGUGCGCCUCGUGGACGGCGUCGUCACGGAGUCCCCGCCGCUGUCCGACCUCGGCUUCGAUCCGUUGCUCGCGAUGCCGGACGAGAAGACGUUCGCGUCGCUCUUCGCGAAACGCGCGGCGCCGGUCAAGGCGGUGCUAUUGGAUCAAAAGGUCGCCGCUGGCGUCGGGAACUGGGUCGCGGACGAGGUGCUCUUCCACGCCAGGGUGCAUCCUGAACAGCCUGCGAAGUCGUUGACGCACGGCCAGCUGGCGAUGGUGCGCGACGCGAUGUCGAUGGUCGUGACCGUCGCGUGCGAGGCCGGAGCUAUAUCUGAGAAAUUUCCAGAGGACUGGCUGUUCCAUCACCGGUGGGGUAAAGUGACGGGGAACAAGGUUGGCGGACGCACGACCGCGUUCGUGCCCUCCGUGCAGAAGAAGACGAGCGUGAACGCCAAGGCGCCGCCGGUCGCGAAAGAGAAAAAGAUGAAACAAACGGCGAAGCGACCGGCGGCGGCGGCGGCGGCGGCGAAGACCGCCGCCGCGAAACCCGCGGCGAAGCGCCCGCGUCGGACGCGAACGGCGGCCAUCGUGAAACUAGCGUGCGUGUUCUGA